AAAAUAGAGUUGGCAGAAAAAAGAGGUGCUUGUGGUUACAAUAAACAGAGAAACGCGUGUAAUAAAGAAAGAAAAUGAGAGCGCAGUUGAUGCAACAAUCUGUGGGAGCCUCAUGUCCUCUCAACGCAUUCUCAUCAUCUGCAACGAGAGGAAAUUGAGAUCUGAUUUAUAAUUUAGCACAAAAUAAUAACAAUAAUAAGCAACAUUGAGAAACACAGAUCGAGAUGGGUUGUUCAAUAUCUGGUUUGAACUCCAUGUACGAUGCGGCAAAUGCAGGUGGUGAUGUUUGGAUCAAUGAGAAUCGUUACAGGAUUAUAAGAAAGCUUGGCGAAGGCGGCUUUGCUUUUGUUUUUCUUGUUAAGGAGAUCCUCGCCAACGCUCCUCAUCACGUUGAUGUUGCUGUCAUCAAGAAAUCCAACAAAUCUUCUUACAUUUCUGAUGAUGGAACAUAUGCGAUGAAAAAAGUUCUCAUUCAGAGUGAUGAGCAGUUGGCAUUGGUGAAGGACGAAAUUCAUAACUCAUCUCUUUUUAGCCACUACAAUCUGCUUCCUCUACUUGAUCAUGCUAUCAUCUCAGUCAAGCCUACUGCAGAACAAACUUGGAAGCAUGAAGCAUACUUGUUGUUUCCAGUUCACUUGGAUGGUACAUUGUUUGACAAUGCUAAAGCCAUGAAAGCUAAGAAAGAGUUCUUCUCUGCUUCAGAUGUUCUUCAAAUAUUUCGACAGAUUUGUGCAGGACUCCAGCAUAUGCACAAUCAUGACCCUCCAUAUGUACACAACGAUGUCAAACCUGGUAAUGUCCUUUUAACAUGUAAAAAGGGUCAGCCACCUCUUGCGGUCUUAAUGGAUUUCGGAAGUGCUCGUCUAGCUAGAAGGCAGAUCCGCUCUCGUUCAGAGGCUCUGCAGUUACAGGAAUGGGCAGCUGAGCACUGUUCAGCACCUUUCCGAGCUCCCGAGUUGUGGGACUGCCCAAGCCAAGCAGAUUUUGAUGAAAGGACUGACAUAUGGUCAUUAGGUUGCACACUAUUUGCUAUAAUGUAUGGCGAAUCUCCAUUUGAGUAUGCACUUGGGGAAUCUGGUGGAAGCCUGCAGUUGGCAAUCGUAAAUGCUCAGAUAAAGUGGCCAGCUGGGCCUAAUCCUCCAUAUCCAGAAGCACUUCAUCAAUUUGUGACAUGGAUGCUCCAGCCCCAAGCUUCAAUUCGACCUUGCAUAGACGAUAUCAUUGUUCAUGUUGAUAAAUUGGUUUCCAAAUUUUCUCAGUGAAGAAAAUCAGAGUUAAAUAAAUAAUGCAUUAGAUGAGAUUUACAGGCACACGCGAAAGAUUGGGUAAUUUAUAUUACAAUUUCAAAUGCAAUAUUUUUUGGCUUUCUUUUGUGAAGUUUUGACAAGAAAGGCAUAUAGCAAUGUGUUUUAUCAUUCAAAUUUCAUAUAUGUUUAGGUACUCUUGCAUCAUUUUAACUUUAAUGUACUGUUGUUCAAAUUUUGUAACAGUAUAUUUUUUUUUCCUAAUUAGGACGACUUGAAAUAUAUACGUCUAUUUCCUAGGGUU
Molecule: messenger RNA, 1548 nt
Organism: Daucus carota subsp. sativus
Lineage: Eukaryota; Viridiplantae; Streptophyta; Magnoliopsida; Apiales; Apiaceae
Exons: 6
Coding region: 225-1262 (345 amino acids)
Biological process (GO): protein phosphorylation
Cellular component (GO): cytoplasm
Molecular function (GO): ATP binding; protein serine/threonine kinase activity
Source: RefSeq, a predicted model, not a curated record